This is a messenger RNA of Nerophis lumbriciformis (worm pipefish), 2034 nucleotides long. Its product is annotated as cell adhesion molecule CEACAM5-like. The record is from RefSeq and is a predicted model, not a curated record. NCBI's taxonomy places the organism in Eukaryota, Metazoa, Chordata, Actinopteri, Syngnathiformes, Syngnathidae.
CACCUCGCCUGGGUGUGUCCGCCCGUGGGAGCAGGUAGUGCCGCAUUUUGGGCUCAGCUUCGUGGACGAUGGCGCGCGUCGUGUCGGUGCUCUUCUUCUUGGGAUGUUGCGCGGCGCGAAACAUUUUGCCGCCGGACCCCGUGGACGCCAUCGUGGGAAAGAACGUGACGUUCCGAACCCUGCUGGACCAGCCCGCCUUCUUGGUCAUCAUCUGGAAGUUCCAAAGCGAGCGCAUCCUGACCCUCAGCCCCACAUCCGUCAACGUGAACGCGCCCUACGAGGGCCGCGUGUCCGUGGACGAGCAGAACGGCUCGCUGCACCUGAGCGCGCUCACCAAGGACGACAGCGGGGACUACAGCGUGUCCGUCGUGGCCGAGGACGGCUCCACGGAGGACGGCAAUAUCCAGCUGCGCGUCGCCGAGUCCUUGGUCAUCAGAUCCAGCGUCGCCGAGGCCGUGGAACAUAACGACACGGUGGUCCUGACCUGCACCGCCAUCGGCUCCUUCCAGAAGUUCACCUGGCUCAACGGGACCACGCCCAUCGCCGUGGACGGCAAGCGCCUGGUGCUCAAGGAGAACGACACGUCCAGCCAGCUGACCAUCGCCGGCGUUCUCCGGACCGACCUGCCGGGACCCGUCUACUGCACGGCCACAAAUAAGGUGGACACGGACAAGAGCGCCCCCUUUAGCCUCCCGGUCCACUACGGUCCCGACCCCAUCGCCCUCACGCCCGCAGACGUGCCGCGGUUCGUCCGAGCCGGCGCCGACUUUAACCUGACGUGUUCGACGCGCUCCAGCCCGGCCGCCACCAUCACGUGGUACCAGAACCAGACCAUGUUGGAGAUUGCGGGGCCCGUCCUGCCGCUGAGUGUGGUGCAGCGGCACCCCCUGUGGCAGCACAUGUCCACCUACACCUGCAGGGCCGCCAACGCCAAGACACGGCGCCAAGUCUCCUCGCGCGGCGCCCCCUUCUCCGUCAUUGAACCGGUGUUGGGCGUCAAUAUGAGCGGUCCAAGCGGCGUGCUGAUGGCGGGCAACAGCACUGCCAACCUCAGUUGCCGGGCAACAGCGGGCACAGUGAUGACCCGGACUUGGCUGAAGGACGGUAAGCCAGUGGUGGGCGGCGGGCGCGUGACGCUGGCAGCCGACGGCGGCUCAGUGAUGAUUGCGCCGCUGCAAAAGGAGGACAACGGCGAGUACCAGUGUCAGUUCGCCAACCCAGUCAGCAGCCAGAAAGCUUCGUACAAAAUGGUGGUCAUCUUUGGCCCUGAGGCGGUGGCGGUGAGCGGCAAGAGUGCGGUGGAGGUGAAGGACGCCGUGACGCUCACUUGCUCGGCUGCUUCCGUUCCCCCUGCCAACUUCACGUGGAAGUUCAACGGCACGCUGACCGAUGUCAAAACGGCGACGUACGUCAUCGGCGAGGCCGUGUACAAGAACACGGGCGCCUACAUGUGCCAGGCGCACAACGCCGUCACCGGCAAGACCGCCAUGCACACGCACAACCUGUCUGUCAAAGAGGAGGGCACACUGCAAGGUGUCCUGUCGGACGGUGCCAUCGCCGGAAUCAUCAUCGGCAUCCUGGUGGCCUUGGGCCUGGCCAUCGGCGUCAUCUUAUACUGCAGACAGAAAGUUCCGGUGGAGUCCCCGUACUAGUGAGCGUGGUGCACGCUGAUGCCGGAGGCACUGGUCCAGACCCCCCGUCUCCCUCCCCCGUCCCUGUCGACAGAAACGUAGCUCGUUUGCUGGGCUGAGCGGCUGUCAAUCAUCUGAUAUUUGCCUUCAUCACCUCACCGCCUGUUUGGCACCGCCCACAGCUGGGCAGGAUGCCCAACCAAUCCGUUACAUCGAUGAUGGACUUUGUGACUGUCUGGAAACCAGAGGACACACACACACCCUGUGGUGGGCGGACUCUAAGCCUUAUCACAUUCCAAAGAAUUUGAAAUAUAUAUUUGAUCCCGAGGAGACACACACCCUGUGGUGGGCGGAGUCUAAGCCUCGUCACAUUCCAAAAAAUUUGAAAUAUAUUUUGAUUGUU